UAUGACAACUAGGUGGGAGGAGCUAUACAGGACCCAAAGAUCAGCAUUGUGAUUUUCUACCUUCAAGUAUGCCUGGAAAAUCACAAGCAAGUAAUAGAAGCAAGCCGGACUCUUCCAGAGAACGAAUGGGCUCAGAAAAGUCUAAUGAGUCUGCAAAGAAGGUGUGCAUAUGGCCAGUGUGGUCAGACAGCGAGAUUGAGAAACAGGAGCAGGGGGUCAGUGGGAAGGGUCGAGACAAGGCAAAGCUUUCACACGCUCCUCCAUAUGAAGACCCUGAGGGCGUCCUACUGCCACCAACACUGUCGGCCAUGGGAGAUGUCUCCUGGAAGAGACCUUUCGACCUCCCAACCAUCACUGCACUUAGCAUAGAGGAGGUCUGUGUGGUAAAUGACUUGGAGUGUACUAGUAUGGAAUUGCUCUCGAAUAACAAGCACAUCUUGCACAGUAAGUUUGUGUCAUGGCUUGUGAGUGAGGUGAGUGCGCUAUGGAGGGCCAGAGAGUCCCUCUCCCCUGCAGCUAGUGAGGAGCAACCACCAUGGGCUCCCUGGUCUCACAUCUAUCCUCACAACAAAAACGCUCUUGCCCACUCAUUUGGAAAAUAUUUUGUCAAACUCUUCUGGAUGGGCUCUUGGAGAAAGGUGACAGUUGAUGAUCACCUCCCGUUUCUUAUCAGAGAAGCGAGCAGUGAGGAAGUGACUGGCUCAGCCAUAAAGUACCAGCCCCUCUACCCGCGCACAGCUAUUCCCGGGGAGAUCUGGCCAGCUCUGCUAAUGAAGGCACUCCUUAAAGUGGCUGCCCUUGACUCAAUGGGUGCUGAGUUUGGAGACUUCAGUGUGACUCAGCUGCUGACUGGUUGGGCCCCUCAAGCCGUGGCCGUGGAGCCGGACAAGAGGGACAGCAUAUGGCACAAUUUUCUGUUACCCUCUCUCCCCCUCUGGGUACGAGACUGUGAUAAGAAUGAAAGAGUAGUGGGCAAGAGAUGUCUCGUUUAUGCCAGCUUCCGAAUACCAGAGGAGCAGCAACUAACCAAGAAAGCUUCUGUCUUUUCAAACACUGAAUCAACGAUUGAAACCAUUCUCAAAGAAGCUGGAAUCUUCCCCUCUACAUUUGACCAGACCACCUCUCCUGUGUUUCCAUUGUUGCUGACUCAGGCACGAGACGAGCCUUUGGUUCCUCCACCAAAUACGCCACCUCCCCCUGUCCUCCAGUUCCCCUGUUAUCUCGGCCUCAUUAACAGACAGCGUAACCCCAGCAUGGAUACGCCACCAAGCACACCACCACCAGACAAUCCAUGGUUCCUGGAGGUAGCACCAAGGGAAGUAGACGUCAUUGUCAAGGAAGAGGAGGAGGAGAGUGAGAGUGAAAGUGAGAGGGACGCCGUGUGGAUUAGUUAUUCUGAAUUUCUCAAGUGCUUCAGCCAUCUGUACAUCUUCAAAAGUCCCUCCAGCUUUGAGCACAAGGACAGUUAUGUUGACUUAACAAAAACUGUUCAGGAGCAGAACAUGUGGAGUCAAGUCAAGAAGGCUGCUUCAUCUGUACAACUUCUCUCAACAACAAAGGCUCUGACUAGCACAGAGAACAAUGUCUUGUUUGUGGACUCCCCUCAACCUAUUCUCCUUCAUUUUGUCCUCUCCUCUCUGAGCAGCUGGCGUGAAGGGGGUAGAAAUACACACACUGUCCCCCUUAAGUCCCCUUUCCCCCAAUCUCCUGGACGUGAGACCCUCCUUGCAAGUCGACUGGUAGUGGACACCUUCCAAUGGAGCAGCGUACAGGCCUCAGCCCCAUUGCUAAGACUCAAGACCACUGGCACAAAAGGAGCCACUUUCUCACUACCUCCAGGACGACAUGUGCUCAAGUUGCAUGCCAAGAGCCCCAUAGCUUAUCACCUCACUGUGCUCUCAAAUGCUGAAUUCCAGCUCACAGAUGAAGAUAACAUCUAUACUUUCCUUAGCAAGGAGAGCUCUCUGUACACCAGCUUCUGUUCUGAGUUUAUGGAUUCACUGGUGAAGUCUGCCAAACACUUAGGCAGUUCAGUAGACCUGAAGGCUAGCCUGCGCCCUCUAGUAAUGCAGAUGUCCAGCGUAGGACUCACUGCACAGCACAGCAUGCUGUUUCUGGCGAGUGUGUUGGAGGUCUGGUUUGCCCACGGCAAAGAGUAUGGACUCACUAAUGCUAUGCGAUUCGCUUGGAAGUCGUUUUUCUAUAAGUCAUUUGCACUAUUGGAGAAAGAGCUUCCCCGUUCCGGCGGUGUGGGCAAUAUACAACAGAUGAGAAGGUCUCUGAACAACAAGAGAAACCUUCUGGAAAACAAGUCCUCCUCAGAUGAGAGUGGAGCCACGGUACAGGAGCAUAAGGCAGCAUCUCAAAUCACCCGUUGUCUCCAGCAACACAUAAACACCCGACGAAGGAAGUUCAUGACUCCUGGUACCCAGGGUAACAAAGUGGCCAUUGUAGAGAUAGAGAACAGUCUCUCUUCCCUCGAACCACAUCUCAACUCUCUAGCCAUGGAGGUGCUUAGUGGUGUGUUUAAGUUGGACCCCUCUCUGGAGCCACUGUUCCCAUUCCACACUGAUGAGAGUGAGCGUUGUUUCAGUACUCUCUACAAUGGCCAUUUCCCCCCACUGCCCCCCAAUGCAUGGGCCCUUGUUCUUAGAGCUGUUUUCCGAGUGCCCACGUCCCAAACAAUCGUUCCUCGUUUCUCCAGUCCCGUACCUGCUUAUCUCUUACGGGUUAUAAACAACGACACAAUGACUGAGCUCCCUCGAGUGUUCCACUAUACCACCCCAGUCAUGUACACUCCCAACACCCACGGAUACACAGUGCAAGUGGAAGCAUGGUGUGGAGAUAGUGAGGGUGUGGAGGCUGCCGGAAAAUGGGGGCUGCGAUUGGUCUGUUCGAAUCAGGAUCAGCCAGUACUGGCAGAGGAGGAGUUGGUAACCCCUCACACUCGGGAAAUCAUUGAGUACUGCUUACCAGACAGAGACAAUGUGCUGCUUAGAUACACACUGAGUCCUACUAAGGACCUUCCAGUCAGUGUUCAUCUGAGAAUGUCAAAACCAGAUGCUUUCUGCAAACUACAGUUACUGGAUGAUGAAGUGCCUGUGUGUGAGGUGGAGGGGAGGAGAGUGUGUGUCAUACCACUAUAUUGCCUGCAGGAAAAUAAGGAGGAAGAAAAGCCUCACAAGUAUGUGGUACAAGCUAUAGUGCUGAGAGACAGCUGGCCAACCUCUGAGACUGCGUGGUCACACAGCGCAAUGAUUCGAGGCUCAGAUAAACCACUUGAGGACAAGCCAGACAACAAACCAAGUUCUGCCAAAAAGGGGCGAAGUAAGGGGGCAGCCAGUAAAAAGGGCAACACUCCCUCUGUGGCACAGAAUACCAGCACUGUUGAUGUGAAUAAGCCUCACUGGAUACUGAGGGUGGCUACCAAUGCGGCAGAUAAGGAUAAUCUGAUGGUAGCUAAGGAUACUGAGAAAGCUGAUGCUCUGCGAGCCAUGGUACAAGCCUGGGAGACGGAAGAACCUGGACGAUCUAAGAAAGCUAUUGACUCGCGGAAAAAGUUUCUUGAGGCAAGAGGGAUUAAGGAAGAUCAGCCAGUCAAUGGGGGGCAAGCACCCAAUGGCUCUGUCAAGAUACAACAAAUGGAUCUCUCUCCUUUCAUCAUUAAUGAUGGCCCUCCUCGACUGUUAGACGAAUCGGAGCAGGAGCUUCGAGUGGCUGACAGACAGAAGCUGUUUAAAGACUAUCGCACUGAGAGGCAGAGCAUUCUCCAGAAGAGGAACGAUGAUAGAGAGGUUAGAAAUGAGGCCAAGCUCAGACAACUACAGCAGGCCGAGACAUGGCAGUGUGAUCUGGAUACGUUGCGUAACAAGGUGAACUCAGGACGUGAGGCAAUUCGCGAGAGACACUUAAAGAAAGAGAAGGCAAAACUGGAGGCUGAGCAGGCAUCCCAGGUGGAGAAACCCCCAUCAGCCGCUACUGGGCGGGACUCAAAAGCUGCUAAAGCCAAGAGUGGCAAGGGGAAGAAGAAAUGAACUAUAAUUAUUUGGCUAUUAAAUUUAUGACUGGAUGUACCUGUGUACGUACUCUUAAACUGAAAGCAUCCCGAUCACUUGCAAUGUCUUGUACACAUGAUUUUAUUUACACAAUGAGAUUUAAACAGU
Molecule: messenger RNA, 4163 nt
Organism: Halichondria panicea
Lineage: Eukaryota; Metazoa; Porifera; Demospongiae; Suberitida; Halichondriidae
Product: androglobin-like
Exons: 25
Coding region: 69-4034 (1321 amino acids)
Biological process (GO): proteolysis
Molecular function (GO): calcium-dependent cysteine-type endopeptidase activity
Source: RefSeq, a predicted model, not a curated record